CGCUAACUGUAUUACAAAAAAAUAAAUAAAUAAUUUACUAAUGUUUUGCUUCGUACACUUUACACACCUGAAACUUGCCUAAAGCACUUAUUCAUUGUUGCUCUUAUAGUUGUGUAAAUUUCUUUUUUCGUCCUCAUGUGUAAGUCUGCUAAAUGUAAAUGUACUGAUUUGUUUGAAGAAGUUGCAGAGAAACUAUAUUUUCCUACCUUUUAGUAGAAGCGUCUCAAGGGGGGAAGUAGAAGGAUAGAGAAUGCCUUGGACUAACCUAAUAACUCCAGAUGGUAUGGCAUCAAAUACGACAGCAAAUUCUUUAGGGGGGAUGGGAGUAUUGAAUCGAUUAAGAAAUUUUGUUUAUGAAAUUGAGAUAAUUUAGCUGGUAUUUUAUCAGCAUUAUAGUUACACAGGGAUUAAAGUUCUCCGUCGUUACGACGGAUUUCCGUCAAUUGGAGCGAGUCAUUGACGGAUUUCCGUCAAUUACAGUGUUCCGCUUGUUCUUAAUUUUUUUUCAUGCUCUUUUCCUAAUUUUAAUGCUGUAAAUAUAGGCAUUUCUCAAAUAGUGUAAUAAAUGUCUUAAUUUUAGUUUGAAUAGGUCUUAAAUUAAGAAAAGAAGUGUAUUCAGCCUGCUGAGGAGGAAAAAAAUUUUGUGAUCAAAGCCUGGAGUGGAGCAAAUGCACGUUCCUCUCUCCACUCUAAGCGUUUUAGCAUCACUCCGCUAUGGAUCCACUCCGGGUUUUGGUAUAGUUUCAGAGAAGUACAUGUCAGGCUACGGCUGAGGUAAGUUAUUUAUAUUUAAGAUAGCAUGGACCCAUUUAUAAUGCAGGAAGGCUCCGAUGUUUCGGAGAUCGAAAAAAGUGUAAAAAAUAAAUGGAGAUGGGCUUGGCUUAGCGAAAUUGGGGAGAAUGGCAAGCCUUUUAGUUCGUGGGCAAAAAAAAUUAAACAACCAGGUACGUGUCUUUGCACAGUAUGCCACAGGAAACUUCAAUAUGGCAGUAAUGGCAAAAAAGUGCUAGCUCGCCAUCAGUCAGAAGCCAGUCACAAUGCCGCCGUUCGUGCUCUACAGUACACUUGCUCCCUGCCUGGUGCGACAAGUACCACAACGGAGAUUCAUGCAUCUAUGGCCGACCGUGUGUGCGAUGUAAAAGUGCGCGUAUGUUCUUUCAUAGCGGAGCAUGACCUGUCGUUCACAAUCUCACAACCGCUAGUUAAUUUGAUGCAGUCAGUUGUCAAAGACAAGAGUGCACUUUCAAGAUUGUCAAUGUCUAAUGCACAUGCCUCCAACUUGUGCACACAUGGUAUUGCUGCUUAUUGGAAGUCCGAAUUGUCAUCUAAGCUGAAAACGAAGAUGUUCUCAUUAAAUGUAGAUGAGGCAACAGAUGGAAACAUGGACAGGAUUCUGAAUGUUCUUGUUCGGUACUAUGAUGAAGAUGUGGGAAAAGUGGCAACCCAGCAUCUAGCCUCGAGGAAACUGAAUAUCGCAGAUGCCUUAUCAAUCACAAACACAUUGACAGAUAUUCUCCAGUCAUAUAGCCUGAACUGGAAUCAGGUUGUUGGUAUACUGUUGGAUAACUGCAGUGUGAUGAGAGGGAAAAAGUCUGGAGUAGAGACACUAGUCAGAAGAGAAAAUCCAUCACUGCUGGAUGUCAGCGGAGACACUGUCCAUAUGGUCUCGAAUGCAGCCAAGGCCCUUUUAAAUACUUUCCAGGGAUUUGUGGAACAAUUUUGCUCUGAUGUAUACUAUGACAUUGAAAAAUCACCCAAACAGAAAGAAAUUUUUUCUGAGUUCCAGUCCUUACUUCAUUUGGAGAAUAAGAGCCUAAUACGUCCCAUCAGCAGCAGGUUCCUGCAAAUGUUAGAUGUGUGCAACAGAAUACGGGACCUUAUGGAUCCAUUGACCGUGCACUUCUACAGCGUCCUGUCUUCUCAUGAUCAACACAAACACAGAUGGCUCCUGAACCAGCUUCUUGAUAAGCAUGCAGUUACAUCUGAUGAGAAGGCCAGGAUAAUAUGUCUGCAACAGCAAAUAGCAAAAUCUGCGAGGAUAGGAAGUGAUGUCAACAAAAAACGAAAGACACGCAUCUGUAUGCUUUUUUCCGAGUUCGACAAGCUCACAACCAUUAUUGAUUUGUAUCGAGGUGUACUUCCAACUUUCCAGGUGUUCCUGAAGAAGUUGCAACAUGAAAAGCCCAUGAUUCAUGUGCUGCAUGCUGAAAUGCUACUGCUGGUUAGGGAACUUCUCUCCAAAUUUAUGAAGCCUGAAACUAUCCCUUUGAGUGCAAAUGGCUUGUUGAAGCUUAAUGUUCACCAGAGAGACCUGCAGUACACUGACAAAAGGUUGUCUGUGGGAAGAUUCAGCUUCUUUGCCUUAAACAAGGCUAGAGUGGAAAAGAAGCCCUGGGUGCAGAAGCUCUACAGUUCUCUCAGAGAAGGCUACAUAAAGGCAGCAACAUUCCUCCUGAAAAACCUGCCCCUCAACAACAUCAUCAUCACCUCUUUAUCUGCGUUGACACCAUCAUUGAUUCUCCACGAAUCAGUCCAAGGUGCAUUCAACACCUUGGCCAAGGCCUUGCCAAAUGCUGUGAAGUCAGAAGAGUUGGGUCAACUGGAUGAAGAGGUUCGAGCCUACCAGAUUAAUACAGAUCUAGGAGCACAGGCCAAAUGCUUUGAGGAGAACAAUGCACGAAUCGAUGUUGACUGGUGGAGUAAGAUUUUUGCCAUGAAGAUGACAGGAGGAGGAACGAGGUUCCCCAUCUUAGGGAAGUUGGUAAAGGCUCUUCUGUCAUUGUUCACUGGCCCUCUUGUAGAAGGAUCAUUUAACAUGAUGGAUGAUAUAAUUGAGAAAGACAGGGUUAGGCUGAACAUUGAGACUUAUGAAGGUUUAGCCAUUCUCAAGUCCAACAUGAAGGUAAUGGGCAAAACUGCAUCUAAAAUGCAAAUUACCCCUGCAUUAAGGAGAUUUUGCCUGUCUUCUUAUGAGACAUACCAAAAUCAUCUGAAGAAAAAGAAGGUGAACCUUGACAAUCAAAAGGAAAGGAAACUGAGGGAAGCUGUGAAGGUUCUCUCAGAAGUUAGGGUUAGAAAAGUAAAGAAAGGUUCCACCUCUUAUGUUUGUGCUAAAGCCCCCACCUCUUCCACCCUGGGAGUUAAACGAAUAGCUGCUGCUACAGCCUCCACCUCCUCCACUGCUGGAGUUAAAGGUAAAUCUGCUGCUACAGCCUCCACCUCCUCCACUGCUGAAGUUAAAGGUAAAUCUGCUGCUACAGCCUCCACCUCCUCCACUGCUGGAGUUAAAGGUAAAUCUGCUGCUACAGCCUCCACCUCCUCCACUGCUGGAGUUAAAGGUAAAUCUGCUGCUACAGCCUCCACCUCCUCCACUGCUGGAGUUAAAGGUAAAUCUGCUGCUACAGCCUCCACCUCCUCCACUGCUGGAGUUAAAGGUAAAUCUGCUGCUACAGCCUCCACCUCCUCCACUGCUGGAGUUAAAGGUAAAUCUGCUGCUACAGCCUCCACCUCCUCCACUGCUGGAGUUAAAGGUAAAUCUGCUGCUACAGCCUCCACCUCCUCCACCUCUCCUGGAGCCACUCCUGCACAUGUAGCUAGUCAAACACUAAAACGGGUUUCAGGUGUAGCCAAGCUUCAGGAAUAUGGUUUUACAGCCAAAAAGCAGAAAAAGUGAAAAGCACUCUAGAGGCAUUUGGACAAGAAAAGCACUUUUUGGAAUUUAGUGGUGGUGCUGUUACUUUUUUUUUGCUGUUAAUUAUUAAUAGUUUCACAAAACAUUGUUUGGUGUUAUAAGAUACAUAAAACAUGCACUGAAAAUACACUUUUUGAAAAAGCACUUUUUGGAAUUUAAUGGUGAUGCUAUUACUUUUUUUCUGUUCAUUAUUAGGAGUUUCACAAAACAUUGUUUGGUGUUAUAAGAUACAUAAAACAUGCACUGAAAAUACACUUUUUGAAAAAGCACUUUUUGGAAUUUAAUGGUGAUGCUAUUACUUUUUUUCUGUUCAUUAUUAGGAGUUUCACAAAACAUUGUUUGGUGUUAUAAGAUAAAUAAAAAUAUGCACUGAAAAAAACACUUUUUGAAAAAGCUCUAUUUUGAAUUUAAUGGUGGUGCUAUUACUUUUUUUCUGUUAAUAUGAGUUUCACCAAACAUUUGGUGUUAUAAGAUAAAUAAAAACAUGCACUGAAAA
Messenger RNA from Danio rerio (zebrafish), 4187 nucleotides. NCBI's taxonomy places the organism in Eukaryota, Metazoa, Chordata, Actinopteri, Cypriniformes, Danionidae. The record is from RefSeq and is a predicted model, not a curated record.